AUGUUUAAGCGCUUUGGGCGUUGGAUUAGGGAUAGUGCUGUAGACGGAUAUAUUAAGGGCACCGACAAUGACAACUGUGAUCCAUACCCAUGUCAAAAUGGGGCAACGUGUACAGAUGGGAUUAGUAAUUUUAACUGCAUCUGUCCAGGAGGGUUUGCAGGAGAUACAUGUUCUUUAGACAUUCAAGAAUGUGAGUCUUCUCCAUGCCAAAAUAAAGGAUCAUGUACAGACAACAUCAAUGGUUAUACGUGCACCUGUGACAAAGGAUAUACUGGGGAUAACUGUGAGAUUGACAUAAAUGAAUGCAAGUCAUCACCCUGCCUGAACGGUGCUUCUUGUAUAGAUGGUACUAAUAGUUACACAUGUUCCUGCAGGGCUGGAUAUCGUGGUGAAUACUGCGAAACGGAUAUAGAUGAAUGCACGUCAUCUCCCUGUAAGAAUUACGCUAACUGCACGGACAAAGUCAAUGGCUAUGCAUGUCUUUGUCUUCCGGGAUAUAGUGGUACAAACUGCGAAACUGACAUUCAAGAAUGUGAGUCAUCUCCAUGUCAAAAUAAAGGAUCGUGUGUAGACAGUAUCAAUGGGUAUACGUGCACCUGCGACAAAGGAUAUAUUGGAAAUAACUGUGAGAUCAACAUAAAUGAAUGCAAGUCAUCACCCUGUCUGAACGGUGCUUCUUGUAUAGAUGGUACUAAUGGUUACACAUGUUCCUGCAUGGCUGGAUAUCGUGGUGAAUACUGCGAAACGGAAAUAGAUGAAUGCAUGUCAUAUCCAUGCCAAAAUGGUGCUAGCUGUACAGAUGACAUCAAUGGUUACAAGUGCACUUGCUUGGCUGGCUACGACGGUGUGAACUGUAAAAAUGAUAUAGAUGAAUGCACGUCGUCUCCGUGUAAGAAUAACGCUACCUGCACGGACAAAGUCAAUGGCUAUGCAUGUACUUGUCUUCCGGGAUAUAGCGGUACAAACUGCGAAAAUGAUAUUCAAGAAUGUAUAUCUUCGCCUUGUCAAAAUAAUGGAUCGUGUACAGACAACAUCAAUAGGUAUACGUGUACAUGCGAUAAAGGAUAUACUGGCGAUAACUGUGAGACGAACAUAGACCAGUGCAAGUCUUCCCCAUGUCAAAACGAGGCUAUAUGUACAGACAGUAUCAAUGGUUAUACUUGCACAUGUGUUGCCGGGUAUUCCGGUGUUCGCUGCGAGUUUGAUGUGGAUGAAUGUAAAGCUCUCCCAUGCAAAAAUGGGGCUAACUGUACAGAUAAUAUCAAAAGUUAUUCUUGUACUUGCGUGUCGGGAUACACCGGAAUCAAUUGUGAAAUAGAAAUAGACGAAUGCAUGUCAUAUCCAUGCCACAAUGGUGCUAGCUGCAUAGAUGAUAUCAAUGGUUACAAGUGCACUUGCUUGGCUGGCUACGACGGUGUAAACUGUAAAAAUGAUAUAAACGAAUGCACGUCAUCUCCGUGUAAGAAUUACGCAACCUGCACAGACAAAAUCAAUGGCUAUGCAUGUACAUGUCUUCCGGGAUAUAGUGGUACAAACUGCGAAACUGACAUUCAAGAAUGUACACCUUCGCCUUGCCAAAAUAAUGGAUUGUGUACAGACAACAUCAAUGGAUAUACGUGUAACUGCGAUAUAGGAUAUACUGGCGAUAACUGUGAGACUAAUAUUAAUGAAUGCAAGUCAUCACCCUGUUUGAACGGUGCUACUUGUAUAGAUCGUAACACAUGUUCCUGCAUGCCUGGAUAUGGAGGUGAAUACUGUGAAACGGACAUAGAUGAGUGCAAGUCUUCCCCGUGUCAAAACGAGGCUAUAUGCACAGACAGCAUUAAUGGUUAUAUUUGUACUUGUGUUGCCGGAUAUUCCGGUGUUCGCUGCGAAACUGAUGUAGACGAAUGCAGAUCUCUCCCAUGCAAAAAUGGCGCUAACUGUACAGAUAAUAUCAAAGGUUAUUCUUGUACUUGCGUGUCAGGAUACACCGGAGUCAAUUGUGAAAUAAAAAUAGAUGAAUGCAUUUCAUAUCCAUGCCAAAAUGGUGCAAGCUGUACAAACAACAUCAAUGGUUACAAGUGCACUUGCGUGACUGGUUACGUCGGUGUUAACUGUGAAAAUGAAAUAGACGAAUGCAUUUCGUCUCCGUGUAAGAAUUACGCUACCUGCACAGACAAAGGCAAUGACUAUGCAUGUACUUGUCUUCCUGGAUAUAGCGGUACAAACUGCGAAACUGAUAUUAAUGAAUGUGAGUCAUCUCCUUGUCAGAAUGAUGCUACAUGUACAGAUAGCAUCGAUGGCUAUACCUGUAUAUGCCCUGCAGGAUAUUUUGGCUUCAACUGUGAACUCGAUAUUGAUGAAUGCAAAUCUAUGCCGUGCAAAAAUGACGGAACCUGCUCUGACAGUGUCAAUGGUUACAAUUGUGAAUGCACAGCGGGAUAUAAUGGGACCAACUGUGAUCUAGACAUAAAUGAAUGUUUGUCAUCACCAUGCCGAAACGAUGGCAGCUGUACAGACAAGAUCAACGGAUACCAAUGUGCAUGUGUGCCCGGAUACACUGGCAAUACCUGUGAAAUCGAUACAGAUGAAUGUGCGUCAUCACCCUGUCAAAACGACGCCAACUGCACAGACAAUUUUAAUGGAUACAAAUGUAUUUGUGUACAAGGAUAUACUGGUGCUAACUGUGAAUUCGAUAUAAAUGAAUGUGCAUCAUCACCCUGCAAAAAUGACAAAAUCUGCACUGACAAUAUAAAUGGGUACCAAUGUAUUUGUGUAUAUGGAUAUACAGGCGUAAACUGCGAAACUGAUAUAAAUGAAUGUGCGUCAUCACCUUGCCGUAACGGUGGCAACUGUACAGACAAUAUUAACGGAUAUCAGUGUACUUGUGUGCUUGGAUAUACUGGUGUUCACUGCGAAACUGAUAUAGACGAAUGCAUGUCAUCUCCCUGCCAGAACAAUGGUGACUGUACAGAUAAUGUCAACAGUUAUUCGUGUAAUUGUGACACAGGUUAUACUGGUGUCAAGUGUGAAAAUGAUAUAGACGAAUGCAUGUCAUCUCCCUGCCAGAACAAUGGUAACUGUACAGAUAAUGUCAACAGUUAUUCGUGUAAUUGUGACACAGGUUAUACUGGUGUCAAGUGUGAAAAUGAUAUAGACGAAUGCAUGUCAUCUCCCUGCCAGAACAAUGGUGACUGUACAGAUAAUGUCAACGGCUAUUCGUGUAAUUGUGACACGGGUUAUACUGGUGUCAAGUGUGAAAAUGACAUAGAUGAAUGUGCUCCUCGGCCAUGUCAUAACAACGGAACAUGCAACGACAGAAUCAAUGGUUACACAUGUACAUGCUUGGCAGGUUUCGAGGGCGAAAAUUGUAAAAACGAUAUCGACGACUGUAGCCCAAACCCAUGCCACAAUGACGGGAAUUGCACUGACGGCAUCAACUUUUACAACUGCACGUGUUUGUCUGGUUUCUAUGGUGUCAACUGUCAGAAUGUAACAACUGUAAGCGAUUCAGAUGAGAAAUCAGGCGAAUCAGACAGUAAUACUUCUAACAUUGGGUUGAUAAUUGGAGUAGUUCUCACAAUCAUCAUUCUUACUGUCGGAGUUGUUGUGAUAAUGAAAUGGAAAGGAUUUUCUGUAUUUAAUCGAAAUGGUCACUCAACACAACAACGCUCUACUGAGGAAUCCGCUGCUGUACCGUCGACUCAAGCACACGAGAAUCCAUUGUAUUUCGGUAACGAUACGUUUCUCUCUGAAGAAGCCGAAAAAGAGGAGCCUGCAACAUUUAGCACAUUUAAAGCGAGUAGCGAUACCAAAGAAACGUCAUUUGAAUAACUUAGAUGCAAUAAGACACGCACAGAAACAGAUUGUAGCAGAAGACGGCGGUUGUCUGAGUUAAAGACAAUAGAUGACUAAAAUAACUAUGACAACAAGUAAACACCGGAAUUAUUAUCAUUCAAAUACUAUAGUUUGAACAAACAUCUUAAUAUAUUUAGAGUCGCUGAUUUUCUGUCGUAUUGUUUUAUAUAUUUUAUUUCUUCCUUACUGCUUUAUAUCACUAAUACUGUUAAUUUUUCAUUUUUAUUUAAUAUUUUUAAUGUUUUGUCAUUUAAAGGUAACUAUUCUAAACCAUCAUUUACUUGUUCUUUAGCACAUCUACAUGAGAUGUUAGUUUCGUUAUUGCGCUGAAUUGUCCUAAAAAAUGUUGGGUUUUUUCCACUCACAAAAGUCUAUAUAUUGUUGCGUAUUGUAUACCGGUAUUUAGUCUUAUAUUUCAUAAAAUCAAGAAAUUGCAUACUAGUGAUAACAGUAUAAACUAUUGGUUUGUUUGAAAAUUGUAUGUUUACAUUUUCAAGUUCCAUCUUUAAAUCCUUCUCCAUUUUGAAGUUUACGAUGGUCAAGACACGUACGUAUGCUAGAAUGUGAAUGUUAAUAUAUUUGUAACAUUGGUGGUACCCAAUGAUCCUGCAGAAAAAAAACAAGUUCAAGGCAGGGAUAACGUUUUACUACCGCUAAAAUCAUUUUAUGAAUGCAAUUGCAAAUAUAUUCGGCUGGAUAUAUUAAUGGUCGAAACGCGAUAGUUAUACCCGUGUUUUCCUUGCCAAAUUGUAACAAAUGCCGAAAAAACUUUUAAUGACAACAAUUUUAGAUGCAUAUAUGUCAGUUUACCAAUCAUUAGCUUAGUUUAUCCCGGGUAUUGUAGAUAUGGUUACUAAAUACGGAAUGCCUCGAUUGCUUAAAGAUUAUUUUCUACUGUUCUUCCCGUAAGCGGUUCACGGUAUAAAUCGUGGUUAGACUGGCUACUUUCCUGAUUAAGUAAAUUUGGAAAUAUAUGUAUAAAACUUUGAUGCAAAUUUGCGGUGAUCCCUGCAUGCCAAAAUCUUGCUCGCACACACAAUAAAUAAACUACAUACAAAUCAAAACAAUAAUGUGAGGAUACUGCUAAAUACUCUUCUAAUGCAGUUGAAGAUAAGAAAAUGAAGCCCCUUUUGAGCAUUAAUAAAGUUAAGUAGUUAAUGCAUGGAGAUUUUAAGAUACAAUUACAAAAAUAAAUUUGUGUUCGAUUAAUAAGUACAUUGUACUGCAUUUUUUCAUACUUCAAUCUGAUUCGUUGCAGCCUAUGUUAGAAUCAUUUAGUACAUAGAUGGAUAUGGAUCUUCAAUUGUUAUUGCGUCUAGCUUGUAUGAAAAAAAAAAAAAGACUGAUAAGUCAUUUUUUUUUUAAUUAAGAUAGAUCAGAUCUGUAGCGCAUGCAUCUAAUAUCAGUUCAUUUGCAUUUUUUGUUGUUUUACAGUGUCAGCCAAUGUAAUAUUUAUACUUACGUUGUUACUGUUUGAAUGAUAUAUGUUCAGUUCAUAUUAUUUUGUCUAUAUAUGUUGGAAAUACUGGUCACGGUGAGCUCCGCUAUAGGCACUUGCUAAAUUACAAUAAGAGCCUUUUGAGGCAUAUAAUGCAUCAAAGUAAGUAUAUAGCAGUCACGGUUUGACAAUUUGGGUCAUCUGCAGGUCAUGGCAAUCUAAAUAUAUUAAAUUAUAUCCUAAACAAUCUUAUAUCUGUAGUUUAUGCAAACUAACCACACUUUCCUAACCAGAAUCCUAACAGAAGUAAUGUAAACACAUUUCCAUUUACUCAUCUCUAUCAAAGGUUAUCAGCUCACAGCUGAUCAUUUGUUUACAUGUUAUGUAUUCGGAGUAAUCUGUACAGGAUCGAAAACCUGUCACGUGACUUGCUCCAUGUUCCACAAGCACAAAUCUUUUAGCAUACCAAUAAACCCACCGCCUUCUGGCGGCGGGUAAUAAAGGUAAUUAUAUUGCUUUACAUGUAUGAGAUAAAUUAACAAUACAAGGUUUGGUGUUACCAUAGAAAGCCUACAUGAAUAAAAAUAAUAUAUAUACUAGGCAAGAUAAUUAUCUACCAACAGAAAUGCCGCGAUCAUAUAUAACUUUGCUGUUUUGUCAAACCUUAGAUACAAAGUAUCGUCAUGCUAGUUAAUUAUGCCCCCCUUCGAAGAAGGAGGGGUAUAUUGUUUUGCAGAUGUCGGUCGGUCGGUAUGUCGGUCGGUCGGAAUGUAGACCAAUCCGUUUGCGGAUGAUAACUCAAGAAUGCUUGGGCCUAGGAUCAUGAAAGUUAAUAGAGAGGUUGAUCAUCACCAGCAGAUGGCCCCUAUUGAUUUUGAGGUCUGUUUGUCAAAGGUCAAGGUCACAGUGACCCAGAAUAGUAAAACGGUUUCCGGAUGAUAACUCAAGAACACUUGGGCCUAGGAUCAUGAAAGUUGACAGGAAGGUUGGUAAUGACCCGCAGAUGAACCCUAUUGAUUUUGAGGUCAGUAUGUUAAAGGUCAAGGUCACAGUGACCCUAAACAGUAAAACGGUUUCCGGAUGAUAACUCAAGAGCGCUUAGGCUUAGGAUUACAAAAGUUGACAGGGAGGUUGAUCAUGACCAGCAGAUGACCCCUAUUGAUUUUGAGGUCAGUAUAUUAAAGGUCAAGGUCACAGUGACCAGGAACAGUAAAAUGGUUUCCAGGCAAUAACUCAAGAACGCUUAGGCUUAGUGUCAGGAAAAUUGAUAUUUAGGUUGGCCAUGACCAGCAGAUGACCCCUAUUGAUUUUGAGGUCAUUAGGUCAAAGGUCAAGGUCACAUUGGCCAGGAACAGUUAAACGGUUUCUGAUCUUCUUGUCCAAAACCAUAGGGCCUAGGGCUUUGAUAUUUGGUAUGUAGCAAAAUCUACUGGUCCUCUACCAAGAUUGUUCAGAUUAUUUCCCUGGGGUCAAAUAUGGCCCCACCCCGGGGGUCACAUGUUUUAUAUAGACUUAUAUAGGAAAAAACUUUUAAAAAACCUCUUGUCCAAAACCACAGGGCCUAGGGCUUUGAUAUUUUGUAUAUGACAUCAUCUAGUGGUCCUCUACUAAGAUUGUUCAAAUUAUUCCCCUAGGGUCAAAUAUGGCUCCGCCCUGGGGGUCACAUGGUGUACAUAGACUUAUAUAGGGAAAAACAUUGAAAAUCUUCUUGUCCAAACCACAAAGACUAUGGCUUUGAUAUUUUGUAAUGUAGCAUCAUUUAGUGGUUCUCUAUCAAGUUUGUUCAAAUUAUCCCUCUAGGGUCAAAUAUGGCCCUGCCCCAGGGGUCAUAUGGUUCAUAUAGACUUAUAUAGGGAAAAACUUAGACUCUUCAUGUCCAUAACUUACUUUAUUCAAAUUUGGACCACAUGUAUAGUUUUGAGUGGCAAGAUGAACCUUGACAUGAGUUGACCUUGAUCUUGACCUAGUGACUUACUUUCACAUUUCUGUAGCUACAGCCUUCAAAUUUGGACCACAUGCAUAGGUUUGUGUACCGAAAAGAACUUUGACCUUGUUAUUGACCUAGUGACCUACUUUCACAUUUUUGAAGGUACAGGCUUCAAAUUUGGACCACAUGCAUAGUUUUUUGUUCCAAAAGAAAAUUUGACCUUGAUUUUGACCUAGUGACCUACUUUCACAUUUCUCAAGCUACAGCCUUCAAAUUGGAACCACAAGCAUAGUUUUGUGUACUGAAAUGAACUUGGAUCUUGAGAUUGACCUAGUGACCUACUUUCACAUUACUGAAGGUACAGGCUUCAAAUUUGGACCACUUGCAUAGUUUUGUGUUCUGAAAUAAAAUUUGACCUUGAUUUUGACCUAGUGACCUACUUUCACAUUUCUCAAGCUACAACCUUCAAAUUUGAAGCAAUGCAAAGUUUUGUGUACCGAAAUAACCUUUGAUCUUGAGAUUGACCUAGUGACCUACUUUCACAUUUCUCAAGCUACAGGCUUCAAAUUUGGACCACAUGCAUAUUUUUGCGUUCUGAAUUGAAAUUUGACAUUGAUUUUUACCUAUUCCCUUCUUUCACAUUUCUGAAGCUACAGCUUCCAGAUUUGAAGCACAUACAUAGUUCUGUCUACCGAAAUGAACUUUGACCUUGAAAUUGAUCUAGUGACCUACUUUCACAUUUCUGAAGCCACAGCUUUCAAAUUUGGACCACAUACACAUUGUUUUGGUCCGAAAUUAAAUUUGACCUUGAUUUUGACCUUGAGCUAGUCUUGAAAUUUGGAGCAUUCAAAAAUGGCUCAGUGGAUGGCACCAAGAUCACUCUGUAAUCUCUUGUUAGGUUAAUAGGUUAAAGGUCAAGGUCAGAUUAAACCAGAAUGGUAGAACCUUUGUUUACAGUGAGCAUAUAAUUUCUGUUCCUUGUGCAAUUACUGAAUGCAUCAAGGGGGGCAUUUCGUGUUCGACGAGCUCUUGUUUCGUUUAGAUAUACUGCUUUUUUUAUCUGUCAAUCAUGUAUGGUGCAAUUAAAGUUUAACACGGUCAUUAAGUCAGUAGAAAAAGAUAACCAACGAUUGACUGGAAAGUAAUAAUAUGUAUGAACACUAAUAAACACAUGUUAACUGA
Messenger RNA from Mercenaria mercenaria, 8387 nucleotides. Its product is annotated as fibropellin-1-like. Lineage: Eukaryota; Metazoa; Mollusca; Bivalvia; Venerida; Veneridae. The coding region runs from base 1 to 3816 and encodes 1271 amino acids. The record is from RefSeq and is a predicted model, not a curated record. Gene Ontology annotation, molecular function: calcium ion binding; Notch binding. The transcript is spliced from 34 exons. Gene Ontology annotation, biological process: Notch signaling pathway.